GAGACCGCCUCCAUCAUGUCGUACUACGAGCAUGUCUACCUUGACUUCAACGACACAGGCUCCGGUUCCGGCUUCUGGGAUGAUGGAGAGAACCUGGAAGAGUCUUGCAAUGUGGAGCACGGGAUGACCGCCGAGCUUCACCGGGUCUUCUUGCCCGUGGUCUACGCCAUAAUCUUCGUCUUGGGCAUAACCGGAAACGGUCUGGUGGUCGUGGUGCUGGGCUGCCAGCGCAGGUCAAAGUGCAGCCUGACAGACUGGUAUCGCCUCCAUCUCUCUGCCGCCGACCUCCUCUUUGUUCUGGCGCUUCCCUUCUGGGCAGUGGAUGCAGCUUUGGAGGACUGGCGUUUUGGAGGGGCCGCCUGCAUCGGCGUGCACGUGAUCUACACCGUCAACCUGUACGGCAGCGUGCUCAUCCUGGCGUUCAUCAGCCUGGACCGCUACCUGGCAGUGGUCCGCGCCACGGGCACAAACACCGGUGGGCUGAGGCAGCUGCUGGCACACAAGGCGGUGUAUGUGGGUGCGUGGUUGCCCGCCACCCUGCUGGCCGUGCCGGACAUGAUAUUUGCCCGGACUCAGGAGGGCGGGGAGGGCGCCACCGUGUGCCAGCGCUUCUACCCCGAAGACAACGCUCCCGUCUGGGUGGUCGUCUUCCACCUGCAGCUGGUCCUGGUGGGCCUGGUGAUUCCGGGCCUGGUCCUUCUCGUGUGCUACUGCGUCAUCGUCUCCAGGCUGACCCGGCCGGGCCCGCUGGGCGGCCAGAGGCAGAAGCGGCGCGCGGUCAGGACCACGAUCGCCCUGGUCCUGUGCUUCUUCGUCUGCUGGCUCCCGUACGGAGCGGGGAUCUCCGUGGACGCGCUGCUGCGUCUGGAGGUCCUGCCCCGGUGCUGCAGGGUGGAGGCGGCUCUGGGCGUGUGGCUGUCCGUGGCGGAGCCCAUGGCCUUCGCGCACUGCUGCCUCAACCCGCUGCUUUACGCCUUCCUGGGGGCCGGCUUCAAGAGCUCGGCCCGCAGGGCCCUGACCCUGAGCCGAGCCUCCAGUUUGAAGAUUUUACCGCGGAGACGCAACGGGACGUCGAUGACGCCCGAGACGGAAUCCUCCAGUUUACAUUCCAGCUGAGGUUCCUCCGAGCCGCGCUGUCUUCUGUAGAUGUCAUGUGAUGUAUGUAAGAAAAGUUAAGGACAUUAUGAGAAUAAUGAGGAGCAGCCUGCUGGUCCAUGACUGCUCCUUCUCUGUGGAGUCUCACUUGUAAAUAUGAUUCAUAUUCACCUGUGUGUGGUGGCGCAAAAUAACAAAAUAAAUAAAUAAAAGGAAGGAUGAAGGAAAGAGAUGAUGGGCAUGCACCUUGUGUGGAAAUGAUCUCUAGUCAGUGUUUUCUGUAUUUAUCAGCUGUUGGUUCAUGUGUAAAGGAUCUAUCACACAUGCACUUUCUACACUUCAGAAAGUGCAAAGUUGCGCCCCUGCAUGUGUACAUAUUGUAUCUUUGUACAUGUUUCUAAUAAAGUAUACAAAACC
Messenger RNA from Poeciliopsis prolifica (blackstripe livebearer), 1512 nucleotides. Its product is annotated as C-X-C chemokine receptor type 4-like. Gene Ontology annotation, molecular function: G protein-coupled receptor activity. NCBI's taxonomy places the organism in Eukaryota, Metazoa, Chordata, Actinopteri, Cyprinodontiformes, Poeciliidae. Gene Ontology annotation, cellular component: membrane. The record is from RefSeq and is a predicted model, not a curated record. The coding region runs from base 16 to 1116 and encodes 366 amino acids. Gene Ontology annotation, biological process: immune response; G protein-coupled receptor signaling pathway; brain development. The transcript is spliced from 4 exons.